Molecule: messenger RNA, 522 nt
Organism: Drepanopeziza brunnea f. sp. 'multigermtubi' MB_m1
Lineage: Eukaryota; Fungi; Ascomycota; Leotiomycetes; Helotiales; Drepanopezizaceae
Source: RefSeq, a predicted model, not a curated record
AUGUCCUCUUCGAUGCAAGCGUCGACACCAGCGGCUGUCAACCCCGCUGACCCUCGUCUUGGGGGAGGCCCCAACGAUUAUGAGAUGGCGGAGAGGCGGCAAGAUAGGGCGGAGGAUGAGGGAAACAACGACGGCUCGGCGGGGGGUGGUGGCGCUGGGCAGGGCGAUGGUACCGCGGACGACGGUCCUGCGAACGACCCAGCCCCCCAACCACUCAUGCAAUACAUGGAUUGGAGCGCCCAGGAUCCCCUCUGGUUCCGAGUCUACCGAGUUCUCUUCUGGCCUCACAUCAAAAUCUAUUUCUACCUGAAACCCCACCUUGCCCGACUGACGGAGUCCGUCUCGGCCUGCGGGGAUUUUGCCAUCGGCUUGUUUUGUUUCAUCACGUGGGCUUUCCUCGCCAGUGCGUCGUUCCUCUUCGCGAGCUGGACGCCUCCAGAUCGAGAGGAUGAGCCAUCAUCAUUAUCCGAAUCGGCGAGCGCGUUCUCGUCUGCGACUGCGGCGUCUUCGACCAGCCUUUGA